Varroa destructor (honeybee mite) is the source of this 5576-nucleotide messenger RNA. Its product is annotated as protein DENND6A. NCBI's taxonomy places the organism in Eukaryota, Metazoa, Arthropoda, Arachnida, Mesostigmata, Varroidae. Gene Ontology annotation, cellular component: recycling endosome. Gene Ontology annotation, molecular function: guanyl-nucleotide exchange factor activity. The record is from RefSeq and is a predicted model, not a curated record.
UUCGUCUCAAGAGGUUCGAUGUCUCGCAGUAGACGACGCGUAGUCUGUGGAGAAUCCCAUCAGUAUAUUUAAAUUCAAAAUUUGUGUUUUGUUUUGGUUUUUUUUGGCGUCUGUCUAUGCGUUGUAAAGAGAGAAGGACAAAAAGUAAGCACGCGAUGAUCGACUUACGGAGGUUGUGAUCGUGAAUAGCCUAUUGUAAUGAACGAAGUGUACAAAAAUUUACAAUCAAGAUUGCCGUCAUCUAAGACCAAUCGCCCAAAUUCCCAGAAAAAGAAAGCCAACAAAAAGCAAAGCAGGAUAAUUUCCAAAAUCAAAAUGACGUUUUCAGUCGGCUACCAUUGUGACCACGAGAAUAUGUUAAGACAACAAAUAUUGGGAUAGAAUCCUCAGUGACCAUCUUCCCGUGUGUGAUAUUAGAUAUCUAUCAUAAAUAAUAAGUGUGAAAAUGUGCAGCUGUUAUAAUCACAGUGUUUGAGGUCUAUUGCUACUUAUGUUACGUUAGUUGACGCUGUUGCUCACUGUUCUGAGAGGAUACCUUAUUUAUCGAUGUUUGUGUCCACAUUGUUAGACAGUGCGAAGUAUUUUGCCGGUAAGGCCCUGGAUACUUGAUGCCCGCUUUUACGGAUUUUGGCAAGAAGGCGCUGUUGUCGGGCUGUGGGUGCUGCUGCGAGCCGAGGGGUGCGGCUCCGGGACCAUCCCCGAUGGAGCUUCAUGAGAUGCGCUAUGUCCCGCGGCGGCCGAAUGAGCUCGCGCUCGACGACAUCCGUGAGGCGAACUUAUCGGAGAACAAGCCGCUCGACCCAGUUGCCGCCCCUCUGGCAUCCUUUGAGUCCUAUUUGCAAGGACAGUAUCCCCUGCCAAUGAUGUCACCCACAUUGAGCGGGUGCACGCUGAGUUCAUCGGACCAACAGUGGGAACGGUAUUCACAGUGGCUUCACUGCAUUGCCGUGGUGACGUUCGAUCUCGAGCUGGGCCAGGCUAUCGAGAGCGUGUACCCACCCUGUGCGACACUUAGCGAGCAGGAGAAGCUCAAUAUCUGCUAUCUGGCGUUUCCCGAUAGCAAUUCAGCAUGUAUGGGUGAUACGCAGUUUCACUUUCGGAUACGACGCGAAGACGUAAACAGAUCGAGGAGGCUCACUGAAGAUCAGAUGCACUUCAAUGACAUGGUGCCACCAGCAUUACAAAUAGAUAUUGAGUACCUGUACGGAUUCGCCUACUUUCGACAAGUGAAGGAUCCUUCUAUUCGGAGAGGGUACUUUCAAAAAUCUGUGGUAUUCAUCGCGCACUUACCAUUGGUAAAUCUAUUCCACAAGACAGUGGCUUUGGUGGCGCCGGACUUUUUCGAAAACGGGCUCGAAUCGUUGGAAACGGCGUGUCAUAUCAUCGAUCGUUGGCCUCCACCGUUGCCCGGAAAAGAUCUUGUUCUUCCGCUUAACGGAGUCGUCCUUCAGUGUCGGAUUCCCUUAGAAGUUGACAGCCAAUUGCAGUCUACAAAUUCGAUUUUGCAUCUACAGAAAUGCACUCGGACUGCGGUUAUUCUAUCGUCAGUACACGAACCGGAUCUCUUCCGCUCGGUCGCUCCAAUACUCAAUCACGUACAGCUAUUGUGGGAGCUCGUGAUCACUUGCGAGCCCAUUGUUGUCAUGGCUAACUCACCCUGCGUCUGCUCCGAGCUUGUUCAGUCGUUAGUGUCUCUUGUGUGGCCAUUGAAAUUCUGCUCGGACUUCCGACCUUUCUUUACGAUACACGAUUCGGAGUUCAAGGAGUACACGGCACGUGAGAAUUGUUUACCGGCUGUCAUUCUCGGCGUGACGAAUCCGUUCUUCACAAAGACCUUUCAGCAUUGGCCUCACAUUAUCAAAGUAGGCGAAGACUACUCAAGCAUGGAUUGCUGUGCCAAGUACGGCGGAGCGACAAAGACGAAACGUGCGUCGAAUCUCAAGACGCUCGACACGCAGACCGGCGUAUUUACUCAAUAUCGGCCCCUAUUACGAAAAGAUAAAGGGCUCCUGAAGGGCCUUUGGAAGGGUAUUCAAACAAAACGACCCUCGGAAGUUCAAUCAGCUGUACUCAGACGAUACUUUUUGGAGCUCACCCAGUCCUUUAUGAUCCCCUUGGAGCGGUAUAUGACAUCACUGAUGCCCCUCCAGAAGAACCUUUCACCCUAUAAGGGCACUCCGUUGUUAAAGCCUUUCAAUCCAGACGAUUUCUUGGCAACGCUUGAUACGGCGGGCCCCCAGCUCACUACGGGCAUCAAGGGGGAAUGGGCAGAUCUCUAUCGCAAAUUCUUCCGUUCACGAAACUUUCACGGAUGGUAUCAGGCCAGACACCGCGAGGUUUCAGAAAAUAUUGAAAAGUUGCAUAUAGAGGUGAUUUCGGAGACUAAUCUUCUUGGAUGGGCGCGUAGUCGUCAUGAGGUCGAAGUAAUCGAUCUCGUCCUCAAACUAAAAGCCAAACUUGAGCUGAUCGACAAGCGGCAAAACAUCUCGCGGGAGACAGCGUGCAAGCUUAAAGCACGUCUCGAAGACCUCAUCGCCACGCUGCCUGCAGAUCUUCAUGAUGUUCUCAAUAAAGACAUACCAGCGCCGUAAAGCGAAACAAGUCCUGUCUGAGGUCAAAAAAUUACUACAGCUUGCCUUCGUCAUCUUAGUCGACUAAGUCAGGCCAAUCAGACCAUCAACACCCGUUAUUCACUUUCUUGUGAGAAAAAAUUAAGUAAAUCCACAAACGACUACCACCACUAUCGUAACAGAAGCAACAGCUGUCGCUAAACAGACGUAGCUAGCAAAUGGUGUACUUUCGAAGGACUCCAACGAUACCCAUCCAAUGAUGCUGUUGGAAAUCGUUCUAAAUUACAGUAGCUUUUGAGCUGCAAUCAGAAUUAACAAGAACUCUACAAAAUCUAUUCAUGUGACAGUUUUGUACACUAUAGGGUAUGGCAUAUAGUAAGCAGAAAAACAGUCACAGUAUACGUACGAGAUUACUCUUACUGUAUGUAACUAUAUUCACAGGGCAAAAGUAGCCGGGUCAGCUAGCUAAUGCGAUGGUGAUGAAUGGGAAUUCAUUAUGAUAUUAUAAGAAUCGAACAGAAGGAGGGGGUGUCUUUAGGGACACGCAGCACCUUAAUUUGUGUUGGUAUUAUUACGUCGAAUAAGAGAAAAUUCGCGCCUGCGGAACGCUCGCGAUAUAGGAACUUGCUGUAAUUGUGGAGUUUCUUAUUGCAGUUGUUGCUACACGCUAAGUAUUCGUGUAUCUAUCAAAGGUACGCCGGAUGAGGCUCAGGACAACAUUAAGUCUCGUCAAUGUGUUGUUAUCAAUUAUGAUAUCUUGCCAUUUGCCAUAUCUCAUCCUCUAUCGAACACGAUCGAAACUCCGCCGUCAAAUGGAUAAAAAGUGAGGUAUUAAACGAAUUUUGUGUCCGAAUAAAACUCGACGGACUAGAGCACUUAUCUUCACAACAUUCAUGCACGGAAAACGUACAAGCUAACCGUAGACAUCAUAGCUGAGAUUUUGAGUAACAUGAUCAAAGCAGAAUUGUAUGUGUAUCGUUAUUUAGUAAUUUUAAUUGUGGCAAUCGGAGUUACGAGGCAGUUCUGAUCAAACGUCAGAGACCUCUAUGCACAUAAGAAUGCGCGGGAUAGUGGUGAAAGAAUGACAGAUGUUUUUCAGUGAGAGGUAGCUAAAGUACCGGCGGACGACGAUCGUUCGAGGACGUUUUGCUUACGAACGAACGAAACUAACUGCGACCGUCGUAAGAUAUGGGUAGCAGACUGAGAUCUUGUCGUAUUGAUUAAUUGGUCAGUUAAUAAUUAAACGAGGGCGUGUACAUAAGUUUCUCUCUGUAUAUAUACAUAAAUAAGGAGAAACACGUAAAGCUAGUGGCUAAUAUGACUCGUUAUUAAUUAAAGUCGAAGUGGUCGAGAUAGAGCUGUAUGGUGGCUAUCUCAUACGCAAGCCGAGGAUUAAGUGCCAUGGGCUGAACGCUUACUAGAAUAGGGGAUGUUGGGUAUAUUUCGCAGAGGUCUUCGGGGGACGGAAGGAUCCUUAGCGUUCAUUUAAAAAAAAAACAUCUCAAAACCGUGCUAUGGGCCUUUGUGACUUCAUAGUAAUUCAGGAGAUUAAAGGAGUCAGUAAAUGCUAUCAGGCGUAAAAGAGCACAAUCAUGACGUACGAGAUUUAUGUCAAAAGUUCGAAGAGUGGUCACAUUGUUAUGUAUAUUUAGCUAUUCCUGUAGAACAGGAAAAUAAAUAUUUAGAAAUUAGAACAGCAAAGUCGACGGAAGCAGAUGAAAGUGACACUGGCGGCAAAGAAGUGACCUUACUUCACCAAUAUUCGAACUUGUUUUUCUUCGAAUUUUUUUUUAUCUUCGCCCGACGACAGUUCAAUUUGAGAGAAACGUAGUAAAAAUAAACAACUUCAAGGGCUGAGAUUAAUACAAAAGUCAGUUGAGUUCAAGGCGGGGCUCAGUUUCUGAGUUACUGUGUCGUUUUCGCUGACCCAAAGAAUCUCGUCUACAGAUAUUAAUUAUAUGAUACUUACUCUAUUCAUGAUUACACUGUUUGAAUGAGGGUGGAAGUGAAUUAUUGCCACUUUGUGGAUGAUGCCAACGAUGAUGAUGUCAGAAUGGUACUAAUAGCAGAACGUACGUGUCCUCACCCAUACGCAUCGGAGAGGGGAAAAACUAUGAGGGUUACGUUAAUUGUACACAGUGUAUACAAGACAUAGGCAAAAGGUGUAGCACUACGAGACAUAGUGAAAACGAUUGACGCAAAUCAGAACUGAUGGUUCUUGUCACACAGCAAAUGUGAGCCACGAGAAAGUGUUAUUCAGGUAAAAAAGGAAUCGUACAUGUCGAUAUAUUGGCCGAACGCGGCCGAUUUAAAACUGAUAACAGAGAGACAACAAAACGGUUAGUUCGAAUGUUUUCGCUGGGCGGCCUUAAGCACUUUUUAAGAUACCACAACCCAAUGGCCGAACUGACUGAACAUCCAGAGAAGUCAAACUUAGAGCUCGAAUCGCCACAGAUAAAGACAGCAAAAAAUUGAAGGCCGCACUAGUUAAAUAAUCACGAUCGCGUCAAAAUACCACUAUACCAUUUACAAUAAAAGAAAAAAAAAAAAAAAAAACUAGUAUUUAAUGCGGUUAGUCAAAUCUAUACGUAUGCAUUAAUGACGACCGAGUUAGCGAGGCUUCAACGGCAUACGAUAAAAAAAAUGUUCAAUGAAAACUUUCUGCCACUGCCAGUAAGGCGAACCUCAUACCAUAAAACUCUCUUUAAUCAGGUUUAGUGCAUUUGAUAGUUUAGAUGUUCAUGAGAGUAGCGAACAUUUGAAGAAUACAAGGCCAGCUGGGCUUCGUGAAUUUUACCGUUAACAAAAGUCAAUUUUCGCUUUAGAAAAUUUCUCGAGAAACUUUGUUUCAGACAGAUAUUUCAGCUUCCUUAUACCAUCACAUGUAAAUUAUUUUGUACUAUGUUCAUUUGUGUCGUAGAAUAAGUUCUAAACUUGCGGUUCGACUGGAGUUAAGUGGACAUUCGAUCUGGUUCGUUCUCAUAACAAAACGGUCAACCACGCAAC